AUGGAAGGGAAGGCGUCGAACAAGUGGAGGCCCGAGAAGUAUUUGAGGGAUUCUGUAAUGAUGGAUAUGAACUCAGCCUUGUCGCUGCUCGUCUUUCCCAAGGCCGCUCUUGCUAUGAUGUCGUUGUUCGUCAUCGCUAUUCUAUGUGUCAGGUUGAUUGUUUUUGAUGAGGAGGCAACUAUGGUGUCAACUUCGCCUAGCCGAAGGUGCAUAAGCUCUCCGUAUUUCUUGGCCAGACGUGUCAAGGUGCGGUGGGGAGGAUCGGGACCUGCAAGAAGGUGCAAGCACCCGAUAAAUGGGAAAUUUUGUGGCCCUCUGGGGAUUUCCCAACAGAGAAUAAGGAGCAGAGGAAAGAAAGAAGGAAAACAUAGGACAAUUCAAACACCAUUGCUA
Molecule: messenger RNA, 393 nt
Organism: Striga asiatica
Lineage: Eukaryota; Viridiplantae; Streptophyta; Magnoliopsida; Lamiales; Orobanchaceae
Source: the annotation of a GenBank genome assembly